CAUCAAUGGUAGCGGCAUACUGUUUUGUUGUACGGCACAACUAUAUAAGGCACUGACAACUCGCCCGAAUGAGAGGAAGAAAACCAGACCACUCAUCUAUUCAUUCGUUUUUUCUCCUCCAGUCCUUCCAUUCUUUUUUCAUUUCUCAGAUCUUGAGAACACUUUCAUUCAACUCUCAUGCCUUCUUUCUUCACUCUGUUGGCCUGCAGCCUGGCUGCUGCUGGGGCUUCCCUCGUGUCUGCCUCCCCCAUUGAGGCGCGCGGCAGUUGCACUUUCACCACCGCUGCUGCUGCUAAGGCCGGCAAGGCUGGCUGCUCGAGCAUCGUCCUCAGCAACAUCGCUGUUCCCGCGGGAACCACACUAGACUUGACUGGUCUCAAGAGCGGCACUCAUGUUACUUUCGAGGGCACCACCACUUUUGGUUAUGAGGAAUGGGCAGGUCCCCUGAUCUCAAUGAGCGGUACUAGUAUCACCGUCAGUGGUGCCUCCGGUCACCUCAUCAACUGCGAUGGCUCUCGCUGGUGGGAUGGCAAGGGAACCAACGGAAAGAAGAAGCCCAAAUUCUUCUAUGCCCAUGAUCUGGACUCCUCCUCCAUCACCGGCCUUCAGAUCAAGAAUACCCCUCUCAUGGCCUUUAGCAUUGAGGCCAACGAUAUCACUCUGACGGAUAUCACCAUCAACAAUGCUGAUGGUGAUAGCCUGGGCGGUCACAACACCGACGCAUUCGACGUGGGUAACUCGGUUGGCGUGAAUAUUAUCAAGCCCUGGGUCCACAACCAGGACGACUGUCUCGCAAUCAACUCUGGCGAGAACAUCUACUUCACCGGCGGAACCUGCAUCGGCGGCCACGGUCUCUCCAUCGGCUCCAUCGGAGGCCGCUCCGACAACACCGUCAAGAAUGUCACCAUUGAACACUCCACCGUCUCUAACUCCGAGAAUGCUGUCCGCAUCAAGACCAUUUCCGGCGCCACCGGCUCUGUGUCUGACGUCAAGUAUACUAAUAUUGUUAUGUCCGGUAUUACCGACUACGGAGUCGUCAUCCAGCAGGACUACGAAGACGGCAAGCCCACCGGCGAUCCCACGAACGGUGUGUCGAUUACUGAUAUUACGCUGGACGGUGUCACUGGUAGUGUGGCCAGCGGUGCGACGGAGGUCUACCUCCUGUGCGGUAGCGGUAGCUGCAAGGAUUGGACCUGGGAGAAUGUCCAGGUCACUGGUGGCAAGAAGUCCAGCGCUUGCAAGAAUUAUCCUUCUGUUGCUUCUUGCUAAGUUGGUGGAGCAUCGUGAAUUCAGGUGAUCGGUCUAUGUACCAGUUUCACAAACCCCCUUUUUGCAGACUUACUCGAUCUCCAUUGCUAUCUUCCAAGCCACUGGUUGACAGUGAUUCGUUUCAAUUAUACAUAACUGUAUCUUUUUUUUUCUUAU
Messenger RNA from Aspergillus saccharolyticus JOP 1030-1, 1425 nucleotides. RefSeq names its product glycoside hydrolase family 28 protein. Gene Ontology annotation, molecular function: polygalacturonase activity. The record is from RefSeq and is a predicted model, not a curated record. The transcript has 2 exons. Gene Ontology annotation, biological process: pectin catabolic process. Gene Ontology annotation, cellular component: extracellular region. NCBI's taxonomy places the organism in Eukaryota, Fungi, Ascomycota, Eurotiomycetes, Eurotiales, Aspergillaceae. Bases 178 to 1269 code for a protein of 363 amino acids.